AUGAGCGCACAUAUCCGAAAUAGCGUACUUGGUAACUCUAACGCAGAAUUAGUAAAAAAAAGAAAUGCAUACAUGAACAAUGCACAUGAAUAUGUGGAAAACUUUGGGAGGAGAAGGUACAUGUAUAAGUUAGUCAACAGAAGCAAAGGAAGUGUCAGUGAAAGUGAUAUUACCGCGAACAGCAUUAACGGGGGUAGUUACAGCGCGAAUAAUAUUAACGGGGGUAGUUACAACGCGAAUAAUAUUAACGGGGGUAGUUACAACGCGAAUAAUAUUAACGGGGGUAGUUACAACACGAAUAAUAUUAACGGGGGUAGUUACAACACGAGCGCGCUAGAUAUCGGUGGAACGCUAAUAAAAGUUGUGUACCUAAAUGAUGAAUACGUAAGAGCAAAGAGCGAGGAGGUAUCUAAUGAACCGUUAGCAAUAGAAAUAGAAGAGAACAAAUAUUUGUAUGUAAACUUUUUUAACAUACAUGAUUUAGAAGGUACAUUGGAUUUCUUAAUAAAAAAUGAUUUAAUAAAAAAAAAAAUUAUGUUAACAGGAGGAGGUUCACAUAAAUAUUAUUAUAGUAUAAUUGAUAAAAUAGUUAAAGAAGAAAUUCGUAAGAGAGUAAAAAUUGCAAAUGAGAACUACUUAUUGUAUGUAUGGAACUACUCUUAUGAUGAAGAAGCUUUUGUGUUAUAUGUUGAACUGUGUAUAGAAAGAGAAGAAAACAAUGAAAAUAAAAUAAUUUUUAAUAAAGAAUUUCUUUCAAAAUUUAAGAAUUAUGAAACUAUUAGAGUGUAUUUAUUAAAAUGUAUUACAUGUAAUGAUAAAAUGGAUGUCUCUUUAGAAUACAAUCCUAAUGAAGUAGGAUGCCACAGUCUUUAUACGAACGAUGAUCAAAGAGAGCAAAUAGAAGCUUGCCAUUAUAGUAGGAAUGUAACUAACGCUAACAAUGACAAUGUCUUUGUUAGAAACAUUAAUUGCGUUAAUUGCUUGUCUUUCAAGAGAGAUUUAAUUGUCGAGUGUUUCCGAAAAGACGAAAUGAGUUGUGUUAUGAAAGGAAUAUACACACUGUUUAAUGUAAAGAAAUCCAUUGUUACAUAUAACAGUUUGUUAAGAACAGAACUACCUGUACAAAUAAAACAUCCUUAUUCACCUUUUAUAAUUGCAAAUAUAGGGUCAGGUAUUUCUAUUUUAAAGUCAAACGGGCAUGGUUGUUAUAAGAGAAUAUCUGGUACAGCUAUUGGAGGUGGUACUCUUAUGGGGAUUGCACAAACGAUAUUAGAAAAAAUAUCCUUUGAACAAUUAAUAAAAUUAGCAUCUAAAGGAACGACAAAUCUUGAUUUGAAAGUAAAACAUAUGAGAGAGGAUGCAUCUGGUAGUACUUGUAUUAAUGGACAUGCUUUGGCAACUAGUUUUGGGAAUGUUCAAAAAAUUUUAAAAAAAAAAAAAAAAAAAAAAGGAGAAGGAGAAGGAGAAGAGAAUUAUAAAAACCAAGAAAUGAACCGAGAUAUAGCUAGAAGUUUAAUCAACAUGGUUUCUUACAACGUCGGAUACUUGGUUUGUUUACUGGCGAAAAUACAUAAUGUGUUUAGAAUAUUCUUCUCGGGGAAAUAUGUAAGCAAUCAUGAAUGUAUAAUGGAAUCCUUGACAAAUGGUGUGUAUUAUUAUUAUCGUUAUUAUGGUUUAAACACAACGGAGGUGUGUGAUACCCCCGAUGAUAAGCAAAUAAAUAACAUGCGUAUACGUGAAGACAAGGACAAGGAUAAUGCACGGUACGACAAGAAAAAUGCCUACAAACAGGUCAGUCCUAACAGCCUGUAUGAGGUAAUAUUUUUUCUUUUUUUAUUUUUUUUUAAGAGUAACGAUGAUAAAACAAUUAGUACGGGACAACUUCCAGAAGUUUUAUUCCUCAAACAUGAUGCGUUUUUAGGAGCCAUUGGAUGCUUUUUCUCCUAG
This is a messenger RNA of Plasmodium malariae, 1947 nucleotides long. RefSeq names its product pantothenate kinase, putative (gene PANK). Bases 1 to 1947 code for a protein of 648 amino acids. The transcript is spliced from 3 exons. NCBI's taxonomy places the organism in Eukaryota, Apicomplexa, Aconoidasida, Haemosporida, Plasmodiidae. Gene Ontology annotation, molecular function: pantothenate kinase activity; ATP binding. Gene Ontology annotation, cellular component: cytosol; nucleus. Gene Ontology annotation, biological process: coenzyme A biosynthetic process. The record is from RefSeq and is a predicted model, not a curated record.